Messenger RNA from Syngnathus typhle (broad-nosed pipefish), 8506 nucleotides. RefSeq names its product StAR-related lipid transfer (START) domain containing 9 (gene stard9). NCBI's taxonomy places the organism in Eukaryota, Metazoa, Chordata, Actinopteri, Syngnathiformes, Syngnathidae. Gene Ontology annotation, molecular function: ATP binding; microtubule motor activity; microtubule binding. The transcript is spliced from 27 exons. Bases 216 to 7664 code for a protein of 2482 amino acids. The record is from RefSeq and is a predicted model, not a curated record. Gene Ontology annotation, biological process: microtubule-based movement.
UGGCUUGUCAGUUUGAAAGUGUCGGUUGGUGUUCGGUACGACGGCGACUUCCCUCCGGUGGAGAUGGCUUGAUGAGCGGCCCUUACGCGCUUCCACUAACCGCGGCUGUUUGGGAAAGCCAUGUCCCGAGUCCCGCGAUGGAGACACCCUGUUGAGUCCAACGCCGGGUGCGUUUGUGAGCUGUUGACGCCGACCGGUGGAGCGCUGCAGUCGGCAUGGCCAACGUCAAAGUGGCGGUUCGAGUCCGACCGCUCAACGCCAGGGAAAGUGCAGAUGGAGGGAGGCUGGCAGUCCAGGUGGAGGACAAGUUUGUGAGGAUCCAAAAUGUCAAGCUGGAGGCACGCGCCGACCACGGUGUGGAUUCCCGGGAGAAGCUCCUGGAGUUCGGCUUCGACUACUGCUACUGGUCGGUGCGGCCCGAUGACCCCCGCUGUGCGUCGCAGGAGGAGGUGUUCCAGGACUUGGGUGUGUCGGUGCUGGCCGGCGCUUCCGAGGGCUACAACGUGUGUCUGUUUGCUUACGGCCAGACGGGAUCCGGCAAGACGUACACCAUGAUGGGCACGCCGGACUCUGCAGGUUUGACACCUCGGAUCUGUCAGGGCCUGUUGCGGUCUGAGGCGCCGCUUCCCGACGGGCAGAACUCGAGCAGAGUGGAGAUCAGUUUUCUGGAAAUCUAUAACGAGCGAGUACGAGACCUGCUGGCGACCGGCGAGAAGAAGAAGAGAACCUCCUUACGAGUCCGGGAGCAUCCUGAGAAGGGCCCCUACGUGCAAGAGCUGUCGCAGCAUGUGGUGUCAGACUGCCAGCAGGCCAUGGAGCUUCUGGAGGCAGGCGUGGCCAACCGCAUCACGGCGGCGACGCACAACCACGACGCCAGUAGCCGCUCGCACGCCAUCUUCACCAUCCAGUACACUCAGGCCACGCUUGAGAACAACCGGCCUUCAGAAACCCUCAGCAAGAUCAAUUUGGUGGACCUGGCCGGGAGCGAGAGAGCAGAUCCCAACUACUGCCGAGACCGACUAACUGAAGGCUCCAACAUCAACAAGUCGCUGGUCACGCUGGGCAUCGUCAUUUCCGCCCUGGCCCAGAACUCGCAGAUGUCCAGCAGCUGCCAGAGCAUCAACAGCGUGGCUUCGGAGGGCGACGGCAGCACGGCGGGCAGCCACGGGAGCUUCCUGUCCGGGGCGGGGAGCGCCGGCAGGAGGCACUGCUUCAUCCCCUACAGGGACUCGGUCCUCACCUGGCUGCUGAAGGACAGCCUGGGGGGCAAUUCCAAGACCAUCAUGAUCGCAACCGUCUCCCCCUCCGCCAGCUGCUACAGCGAGAGCCUCAGCACCCUCCGCUACGCCGCCCACGCCCGGAAUAUCGUCAACAGGCCCCGGGUCAACGAGGACGCCAACGUGCGGCUCAUCCGGGAGCUGAGGGAGGAAAUCGACAGGCUCAAGAGCAUGCUGCUCACCUAUGGGAUGCAGCGAGAUCCCAGCCCCUCCCUGAGUGACGAGAGGGACGGGACGCUUUCGGACAUGGUGCUGCAAAACGAGAUGAAGGUGGAACAGCUGACCAAGGACUGGUCAGAGAGUUGGCGGGACAAGCAUGAACUGCUGGAGCGCUACAGCGUGGACAUCAACCGGGACCGAGCCGGGUUCCUCAUCAACUCGCCGCGUCCACACCUGCUGGCCUUGGAUGGGGACGUCCUCAGCACCGGCGUGGUCUUCUACCACCUCAUGGAAGGACUUACCCGCAUCGGACCCCGAGACCACUUGGAAGAACCGCAAAUAGUUUUGUCAGGCGGUGCCAGCUGUGAGAUCCAAAACGACGGCGGCGUGGUCACGCUGAGGCCGCUGCCGGGUUGCGUCUGCCUUCUCAACGGCAGGGAAAUCACUGAGCCCAACAGGCUGGCGCAAGGAAUGGUGAUCACCUUAGGAGGGCUUCAUAAAUUUCGCUUCAACCACCCGGCGGAGGCGGCCGUCCUGCGGGAGCGUAGACGCAGAGCAAGUGAGGGCACCUACGCUGACCUUGGCCCUCAGACGCCAAACCAGAGCAAAACGAACGAAGAGUCGUCUGCGUUGCGUUUGUCCCCCGGCGAGGAAUCGACUGCCAGGCGGCGUUUGCAGGAGCAGCAGUGCUAUGUGGAGGACUUGCGGCAGGAGAUCGGUUCUGAGCAGAGGCGGGCCGAGAGCGAGCUGGAGAGGGAGCGGGCCCAGCUUCAGCACCAGCAUAGCGAAGUCCAGGAUUGGAUCGUCCAGGAGAAGCGUCACCUGCUGGCCGUCGAGCAAAGAGUCACGCAGGACCUUGGGGUUCAAACGGACUCCCGGCCCGACCCCCUUCUGAAGUGCCUCAACAGAUACGUGUUGGACGAGCAGGAGGGUCAGAGAGACAAAUGUCCAUCGCUGGUUGUCAGGGCCAAGAAGAAAGCAGUCCAGGAGGAGCUCCUGAAGCAUCACGCCCUGCGUCGUGCAGAGAGCCGCCUUCGCCGCAAGAAGCUGCAGUUCCAGCUGGAGAGAAUUGCCCGCAAGAGGCGUCUGCUAGACGCAAAGAGAGAAUUGCAGCAACUGGAAAAGGCCCUGCUCGCUGGACAGGAAAGCCCUGAGGAGGGGUCUUCACCAAGAUUCAUUUCCCCGAGAUCUUCCUUCUCUGCGGAUCUGGCGUCCCGACUGUACCCACAGCAGUCCCCGACAUUCAGCAGACAGUUCCUGAAGAGAAAUCAAUCCACAGAACUGACCUCAAAGUCCACAUCUCCUGCUUGCGUUGGCAGCAGGAAGUGGCUCUCAGACGAGUGCCUCCCCCGGGAAAGGACCCGGAGUUGCUCCGAUUCACUUCCCUCCGGACGAAGUCAGUCCUGCCAAGACAGGCGAAGAUCUUCUGAAAACAUUGCGCCGAAUUCCAAGACGGAGGAAGGAUCGCUGGAUCAACAGCGUCAGCGGCGCUUUGAACGAAAACCCCUGCUGCCACAAAGAGAACUUUCUUUUAAGAACAGAUCAGAGCAGAAUCCAGCAGCUGUUCCCAAGUUACCACUUUGUAUCCCCACACAACCACCUGGCAAAGAAAAUGUAGCGUCCAAAACAAACGUACCAGCAAGUCCUUGCGUGGAUCUAAAAAGACAAUCACAGUCUGGUGUCACCAGGAAAGCCUUCUCUAAUUUCGUGCAACCUCCAUUGGAUUCCAACAACCCCAACGUUGUAGAAAAGAUGCCCAGUCGGUCUCUUGGCACCCAUGAAGAUUGCAACGUGGUGAGUAGAAGUUCGAGUAAAACAGCCAUCUUGUGUGAUGAGCUCGAACAAAACCUUCCGUUUGAGGCUUCGAGACGAUGGCACAGCACGCAGGCUCUCAUGAGCAAGACGGGCCAAUGGGUGGAAAGGCAGCAACGUGAAUGGAAAGUAGUCGGGGAACGGCACGAAGCUGCCUCCGACUCCGACAGCAUCUUCUCCCUCGAUUCUUUAGCCUCGGCUCUUGUGCUGAAGAGUGCGCAAGCGGCGCAGAGCGAAGCGGACAGCGAAGACAGUGAAAUGUCCAAAGACUCCUUAGCGGCGGAGAAACGUUCUGCUGUGACCAGCUCUUGCCGAAAAGUUGUUCCCACGUACUCUUUGGUUGCUGAUCACCCGUGCGGCAACAAGACGAUGACGGACGCUCUAGAAUGGGGCAGCUGUCCAGAACAGGUUCUCUGUGCAGGGAUACACUGGAGCAAAACAGAUAUCCACAAAUCAACAUCUGAAAUUCCAAUAGAAGACAAUUUCAAAGAGGCGCAAAAAAGCCUACCUGGUUCUGCCCCGGCGAGGUUGUCCGAAGACCCGCCGCCACUUACGGAUGCUAGUUCCUCCCAUGAGCUGGCAGGCGGUACAGAGAGCCACCGAGAUUCUCCGUCUUUCCGAAAAGAAAGCAACCGACGUUCCAGCUCAGUCAGUGUGAGCCUCUCCGACAGCCCAAGUCCAUCCGAAGUUGAUAGCUUAACAUCAGCCCCCCAAGGGAAGGACCAAGCAACCGAGACUCGAAUAUCAAAGGAAGAGAAAGACAGCGAGCCUGAAAGUUUCCUGGCGGAUCCUGAACCAUCGGAUCAGAAUGCCGCCAAAGAUGUCGAUGCAACGUAUUUUGCCUUGCAACCUGAAGCAGCUUGUAAAAAUUCCAGGAAGCGAAACCAAGAGUUGCAGGAGGCUUUUGAGGGGAGCCUGAAAAUUCCAAAAAGAAGCCCUUUACCUCUGGGGGAUAAACGUUCUGAUAACAAUGAAAAGAAAAACUCUGAUAUGGGAAUCUCCAACUUUGGAUUUGAAUCCGCUGGUGUUUCUGAUCCAUCGCUGAAGAAGCCCGUGAAAGCCAGUGAGCCCUCUGUGGGCGACGUCAAAGUAGAUCAUGUCGCAGUAAAACAAGUGGUUGCCGAUACGAAGGAGGCGGGCUGUCAAAGUGGUCACCCCGCAAGAAUGUAUUGCUGUCAGUCUGAGGCCAUCUGCAGCGCCAUCGACUUGAGAAUCUCGGAAGUGGUCCAAGAGCAUUUAAAGCGCUCAUUGAUUGGCAGCGGUGGCAGCGACUGGAAUCCGAGACUUGUCUCUGAUUUUGUUGAUCAGAGAAUCAAUCAGCCAAUGAAAGCGACGUCCAAGAGCGAACAGGUGACCGACCACGGAGAAGCUCCUGAAGUAGAAGCUCUUGCUCCAUUGACAAAACUUGACAAGAGACCAGCUGGCCGCACCAAUGGAACCAACGAUGCGAUUCAACCGAACAACAGAAUUGACGUGAACGCACCAUCGCUAAAGGAAGCUCGCAAGUUCUCUUCUGAUGGAUGUGACGUCACUGAUCCCCCACAAGGAAAUGAACCUUCGGUCAAAGGGCGAGAUCUGCUCGGCAGUCAGUGCUCGAAAGACUCCACCAAUGGAUGUCAAGGUUGUUCGUGCAAGUUUGGCAGAACUUCCAUCGAACCUGAAGGACCUUGUGUGAGUCACUCUGAAGUCCCAGAGAGGUUUUCAGCAUUAAGGAAUGAAAAGAUGAGUGGCUGCGGAUCUGAAACGGCGACCGUUGGCACACAAUCUCGAUUAUCUCUGCUAAGUAAAAAGUCCAAAAGGUUCAGGAGGACCAAAAUACAAGCUACCCCUUGCUCUUCAUUACAGACGUCAUCAUCGGAUGAAGACCAAAGCUCCAACAACCGGGCAUCUCCUCAACUACGACUUGAGAGUGAAGGCAAAACGGAUGCUGACAUUUCCAAAGUGAAUCCCAAAAUGGAGCUGGUCAAAGAUGUUUUGGUUUGCAGAAAAAGAUUCUCGUUACCUCCGCAAUCAAGAACCAAAGACCUGCAGGAUGCGGUCAAGUCUCAGGAAUCCCUCAUGCAUUUUGCCUCCAGCGACAUCAACCCGUUUGUUCACCAGUGGCAAGACAGCGACCGCUCGCGCUGCAAGAACCCCGCCUUCGGCAGUGCUGCCGAUCUGUCCCGCAAAUCUUCGCUUUUGAACGUGGCUGACAAACGCCUUCCGAGGUGCUGUAGCGUUGACAACGGCCUAAACGGGCAGAACCCGCCCUUCACUUCCCAUUUGAGCACCUACGCUGCCCACAAAAGGCUCUCCAGCACGCUGAGCAGCGUCGAGCCGGCGGUCACCAACACCUCAUCCGGCGGGUUGGUCUACUCGUCCGAUCCAGAGUCCAGUCCAAGCUCCAACCGGAGAACCACAACUCCAGAAAAAGUAGAAGGCAUUCAGAGUGAGUCGGUCUCCCCGCAAAGGAGGGAGGGUCACAAAAGAAGCCACACGGACGUUCCCAAGACCCGGGUUCAAAUGAACGAGUUCCUGACAUGGGCCAGUAUGGAGAGCAUGUCCGUCCACAUCUCCAAACUGAUCCACAGCACCUCCGACCUGCUGGAAGAUGUCCAGGGAUUGAGGACGGGUCGCAGGUUGAGCGGGUCAAGCCCUCGAUCGAUCCCCAACGUCAGCGUCAACUGCUCGACUCAAACCGCCUCGAACGCCGGCGUUCAGACGAGACCUUUGACACUGACAAACACAGAGAGGCACCAAAGAUCCACAUCCCACGAGAUCAACGUGACAUUGAGACUGAUUGGCGCUGAGGUGAUUUCACCCGACAAAGACUCGGGUGACAGAGAAGACAGUACAUCGAAUGUCUUCCAACCUGGGACUGUCGGAUGCCAAGGCCAAAUAAGAUCAGCCCCCGUAAAGAAAACCUUGCCUGAGAUUUCGCACCAUCAUCUUACCGCCGCCUCCAAAAACAGCUACAGACCAAGCAGACAACAAGAAAACCAAAUCCCUUGGCUGAGAAACUCAAAGCCUGCGACGACAUUCACAGAUCGGGCGCUGUCUCCCAUUGUCGCUGUGGAUGUCCGGCAACAGUCCAAGUCUGGAGGAAGACAUCAGCAUGGACGCGUGGACAAGACUGAGGCUUCUUGCAGGUCAUCAGGACCUGAUUGUGGCUUUUGCUUCGGUAAAUCACCAGAGAAGGUCUGUGAAGUGAGUGCUCCAAGCCUUAAAGACUCUGAGGAUUGCUUCCAAAACUCACCAGUGGACCAAAGAAAUACAAACACCCAUCCUCAGCCCAAAUGGAAUUCUACUCCUUGGUCAGACUUGCAGAACUACGCCGCUACCUCAGGAAAGACAACCAAUGUUGUCACCCAAUCCAAAGGUACAGAAUGCACCAAACCAGCCCAGCAAAGACCUCAAGGCAUCGUCCCUUUUAGCGGCGAUAGCUGCAGUCCAUCUUCGACCGCGUCCCUGACGCCCAGCGAGUGCAGCACUGACAUCCUGCUGAACGCUAAACCCAUCACCAGAGUGGACCCUGAGACAUUACCCGAGAACCUACCCCUGCACAAUAAGUUCACCAACUGGUCCGGCAUCCACCCUCAGCGCUCCACGUUUACAGACACCGGUGAGAGCUGUGCUUCCAACUCUGAACGAAGGUUAAGAGAGAUCGAGCGUCUGCGUCAGGAAAGGGAGCACGUGAUGGCUUCCGUCGGCCUCGGGGCCAGCUCCACGCCGCUGACGGUGGAGCUCGCCGAGGCCAAGCUGCACUAUGGCCUCGGAGAGACGGACGCCCUGCUCCAGAUGCUGUCUCCGAGAUCCACGGAGGAUCUCCGAGUGAAUUCGUCGACGUCCACCCUUGGAAAACAGCAGCUCCACAAUAGACACCGUUUGAGCAUCGAAGGUUUGCAUGAAAAGACAGAGGUCCAUUCUCAAACGAGUCGUCGGGCUCGUAGCCUGAGCCCUUCCAGGCAUCGUCCCCCGACCGCGCCCGGCCCACAACUGAAGCCAGAGAACAGCAGAAUACGAGAGCUGGCGAGCGGCGACAGCGCGCAGCCGUCGGACAUCGGGCAGCUGCUGCGCGAUUACGGCCGCGCUCGACAGGAAGCCAUGAGCGAGAUCGCCAAGGCGAGGGAGCGACUGCGCCAGAAUACCGAGAAAGAGAAGAGAAGGAUUCAAGAGCAGCUUUUAUCUCCAGAGUCUAAGGAUGAUCCGAGGCAUGGAAGCAGGAUCAGCAACAGUACCUUGUGCACCGGAUCCAGCCUGAGUCUGUCAUCUGGACCCACGUCAGGGUACAACAGCGGCAAUCCUCUGCAACAUGGCCACAGACUAACUCCUGGACAUACCACCACGUACCCGGAGGAAGGGAAGAAAGUCUCCUCACGAAGCUUCAUUUCCGCUCGGGACGCCCGUCUUGAGCCCCCGAUGACAUCACGUAGGUAAGCGGCCAUCAUGGCCGACCUCGCGGACGGGGAGGACACGUGAUUGGCCGUCCAAGACUUCAUUUUGCACCUGACUUUUUUUUUUUAUUUAAUUGAGGUUUUUUUUUAUUUUUACACAACAAGAGCACUAUUUGUUUCCUCCGAGCAGCUUUAUUUUUCUAUGUAUGUAGAUUAUUUUUAUUUUUUUUGGCUUUCUACAAUCGUUAUGCUAGUUUACCCAAAGAUACUGCAUAUUAUGGUUAUCAUGUUGUUGUUUUUCCACCCGGGAUCAAUCUAUUUCUAUUUCCAUUGUUAUAAUGUGGGCGGGGUGGUCAUGGUGUGUCUUUUUUAAUCUGGAAUUCCAAUGGGGCAAAAAUAAUAAUGGAUAUUGCUUCAAUUCUAAUGGUUUCCUUGGGGUGGGGGGGGGUGGGGGGGGGAUUAUGAUUUGACAGUUUGACCUCGGAGGAAACCUUUUGUAUUCCCAAUUUGAUAUUUGGGACUGAGUCAUUCUAAGGAAGACCAUAAUGUGGACAGUUUGACCCUGUGACAAGGGAAAACCAAAGACAAGAAAACAAAGCACAAUGAAGCAACACAGUGACUGGCAUUUUUUUUGUUUUGUUUUUUUGCUGUCCAUUUGUUUUUUGGUGUUGAAACUUAUUUAUGUUUUGAAUUGUAAAAGUGUGUUUUUAUAAGCAUAAAUAUUGCAAUUUUUGCAGGUUUUUUUAUAUAUUACCAAAGUUUUCCAUGUGUCUUUUUGAGCAAACUACACAUUUUAAAUAUUGAAUGUAUUGUUUUAUUAUUUUAUGUCCUUAAGCCUUGAGCCCUUGCUUUGAAAGGCACUUAAUAAAUGUCGCUAAUUUUGAA